UUGUAUAUUAAAUGAUAUUUGACAAAAAUCUUCAUUAUCAAAUGCUUUAACAAUUUGCUUGACAUCCUACUUUAAAAAUUAUUAGAUAUGGGAUCUAUUGUGUCAGCUAUUAUGGGAAGAGUCUUUGGAGUCAGGGCAGUGACAUCACCCAUUCCACGGUUAAGCUAUUCAUCACAUGCAAAUCGGGCCAUGCAAGUGAAAAAGUUGACAACCCAUGUCUCAUGUAUCAGUGGUAAAUAUCUAAAUGGCCCUCAGAGAGGAAAUGUUCCUGUUGAUAAAAUCCCCCUCUCUGUUCCCUUCAAAGAGUACAGCCCUAUAAAUUACACAGCCCCACCUGUAGCAGCAGGACCUGUUUGGGCAGACAAAGAUAUAACUUCACCCAAACAUGAUAUGAAAUUCAACUAUCAGGAUGGAAAAGUAAAUAGGGUCUCAUACUAUGGAGCAUAUGAUGUUGUAGAUGGAUUUCCAAUGAAUCCGGUUGGAAGGACUGGAAUUCAUGGUAGAGGGUUACUUGGUAAAUGGGGUCCAAAUCACGCUGCUGACCCAGUUGUCACCAGAUGGAAGCUGGAUGCUAAUAAAAAUGUUGUAAAGGAUGCCAAAAGCAAGAAACCAAUUUUAGAAUUUGUUGGUAUUAAACGCAAAGAUACUGGAGAAUGGGCUAUUCCGGGUGGGAUGGUAGAAGCAGGUGACACUGUCAGCUUGACCUUGAAGAAAGAGUUUGGAGAAGAAGCUCUCAACUCCUUGGAAAUGGAUGAAGAAAAGAAGAACAAGGUCAGGAAAUCACUUGAUGAGCUAUUCACACAUGGGUCCACUCUUUACAAAGGAUAUGUAGAUGAUCCUAGGAACACAGAUAAUGCAUGGAUGGAAACAGUAGCUGUAAACUUUCACGAUGAUUCUAAUGCGUUUGAUUCCUUCAAGCUGCAUGCUGGUGAUGAUGCUGGUGAGGUCUCGUGGAUUGCUAUUAACAGCAGCAUCAAGUUGUAUGCAAAUCACAAACAGUUUAUUGAAACUGCUACCACAGCAAACAAUGCACAUUGGUAAUCAAGGUGGUAAGGUAGACAUGAAAUUAAUGAUAUGCCCUCUUCUGGUGCUAAAUCUGUUCUAAGCCUCACAAUAGUUGCAAUACCUUUCACUACCUUUGGUUGUAUCAAACUUUAGCGUUUCCUGCCAGUACUGUUAUUGAUCCAUCCAGUCUGAAACUCGAGAUCAGUAGGUUUGAAAAUAUGUUUAAAUUUAAAAGGAACACUGCUUAUUAUAAUUAUACAUAAAAUUUUCAAGCACUAUACGUCUAUUGAUGGAAUCAUAAAUGAAAUGGUUGCUACAUAAUAAAAAUGUUUGCCACGUACCAUGGGUUAAAAUGGUUUCUGUGUUUUAAAUUUUCCAGUUGUUCUUAUAGAUUUGGUCAGUUGAAAAUGUUGUUAGUGUUACUUUAUAAUUAGAAAAUAUUUUAUGUCUAGCAUCUAAUUCAUGCUAUAUAACUAUAUAAUAUUCAGUGUUCAGUUCAACCCUUUUCUCUAAAUUAUUUACACAAGCUAUUUUGUAUUUGGUUGUGUAGGAGCGCAAGUGCAGCUCAGCAGUCAGCAUAUUUUAAUAUUUUAGUGUUGAAACUUACAGUUUUUAGACAAUUGAGUAGUCAUGCUUUGUAUAAUAACAUGCUUUUUAUAGUUUAUCGUUUGUAAGAUACACAGAACAUAAAUAUGUUGUUUGUUUUUAAUAUCAUCAAGUGCAUUAUAUCACAAUGAGUUUGCAUUCAAUUAUAAACAAUUUGUUGCCUGAAGAUAUUAUAUUGAUUUGCUUGGAUUGAAAGUUGCUCUAAAACCUUCAUUAGCACGAUUGAUUAUGAUUAUGUUGAGUGUUGCAAAUUGUUUACUGAUAUUUGUAUGAAUGAAAGCCGGAAAAGACUUGUGUUGAUUGUUUAAUUUGUUUAUUCGUACGUGUGCUCGUUAUUAAUGUACUGACUGCAUGCCAUCUAGUCAGUCAUAAUCGCUGUUUAUUUUGGUGUGGUGUAUCACUGGUUACACAUUAGAGUGGUGUACGGUUAUUUUCGUGUGUGUAUUUUAAAUGGAUUAUAUAAUUUGUUUGCUGGCUAUCAUUACUUGGGGUAUCAUUUUAGAUAUCUUGCAAUCAAUAUCAAAUUCUGAUGCAUGCUCUA
Bolinopsis microptera is the source of this 2152-nucleotide messenger RNA. Its product is annotated as ADP-ribose pyrophosphatase, mitochondrial-like. The transcript is spliced from 2 exons. NCBI's taxonomy places the organism in Eukaryota, Metazoa, Ctenophora, Tentaculata, Lobata, Bolinopsidae. The record is from RefSeq and is a predicted model, not a curated record. Gene Ontology annotation, molecular function: ADP-ribose diphosphatase activity. The coding region runs from base 88 to 1041 and encodes 317 amino acids.